AAGAAUUUCCCGUCAAUCAACAUGACGUCAGGGAUUUGGCCACGCCACGUCGUAGGAGAUAUGUCGCAAAGCACUAGCAGUCUCAACCGACGGUACACAACAGAUUUCACGCUAUGGGUCGUGGCAAGGAUGCUCAGCCAAGCAGCGACAAAGACAACGGUGGCGCUUUAGCAAGAGGACACUCAACGAUGAAAAAUUGCGAAUAUCAACAAAUAGAUCCUCAGGCACUACCGACACCCACACCAACUCCAACACCUCCUUCACAACCCUGUCCCGAGAAGACCAAAAAGCAACAGAGAAAAUGGGAGGUAUUCCCCGGAAAGAAUCGCUUUUACUGUGACGGCAGGAUAAUAGUAUCUCGCCAGAGUGGUGUUCUCCCUUUGACGCUUGGUCUCAUCCUCGUCACCAGUGGAUUAUUCUUCAUAUUUGACUGUCCAUUCCUGGUGAAGCACUUGACCAGUGGCAUUCCAGUGAUCGGGGGCGUGCUGUUUGUGUUUGUGGUCAUCUCCCUGCUCCAGACCAGUUUCACUGACCCCGGGAUUCUGCCCCGGGCAACACCGGAGGAGGCUGCCGACAUCGAGAAACAGAUCGAUAAUCCCGGUGCGUCCUCGUCCUCCACGUAUCGACCUCCACCGCGCACCAAGGAGAUCGUCAUCAACCAGCAGGUGGUCAAGCUCAAGUACUGCUUCACCUGCAAGAUCUUCCGGCCGCCCCGCACCUCCCACUGCAGCCUCUGUGACAACUGCGUGGAGCGGUUUGACCAUCACUGUCCUUGGGUGGGCAACUGCGUGGGCAAGCGUAACUAUCGCUUCUUCUACUGCUUCAUCGUGUCGCUCUCCUUCCUCACCGCCUUCAUCUUCGGCUGUGUGACAACACACCUGGCCUUGCGAUCACGGGGAAGUAAUGGAUUGGUGAAUGCCCUUCAGGAGAGCCCAGCCAGUGCUCUAGAGCUUGUGGUCUGUUUUUUCUCGGUCUGGUCUAUUCUGGGCCUCUCAGGCUUCCAUACAUACCUGGUGGCGUCCAAUCUCACCACCAAUGAAGACAUCAAAGGCUCGUGGUCAGGGAAGAGUGGCUCCGAGGACACUGGGAAUCCUUACAGCUACCACAACAUCUUUAAGAACUGCUGUGUGGUCUUGUGUGGCCCGAUGCCCCCCAGUUUGAUUGACAGGCGAGGGUAUGUGCCUGAGGACUCUCUCCCCAGCGCCACCGUGGAGAUCCAGCUGCCUGCUGCCAAAAAUGACAUCAACGUGACUGCUGAGACCAGUAAAGUCUUACUGGAGCUGGCGUCCCGCUCUCCUCUGCCUUCCUCCUCCACCUCUUCCUCUCCGCUCCCUCAGGGGAAGGCCAAGGGCUCGCUGAAGAACCCCAGCAAGGAUGCCCCCCUGAAGCACCCUGGCAAAAAUGCUCCCCUGAAGCGCCCUGGCAAAGACGCCCCCUGAAGCACCCUGGCAAA
Molecule: messenger RNA, 1453 nt
Organism: Alosa alosa (allis shad)
Lineage: Eukaryota; Metazoa; Chordata; Actinopteri; Clupeiformes; Clupeidae
Gene: zdhhc18b
Product: zinc finger DHHC-type palmitoyltransferase 18b
Exons: 10
Coding region: 114-1439 (441 amino acids)
Biological process (GO): peptidyl-L-cysteine S-palmitoylation; protein targeting to membrane
Cellular component (GO): Golgi apparatus; endoplasmic reticulum
Molecular function (GO): protein-cysteine S-palmitoyltransferase activity
Source: RefSeq, a predicted model, not a curated record